UAAAUUGGCUAUUUCCGGACAGAAUUGUCAUUACCCUACAGUGCAGUAACGCUGUACUGAGUUUGUAAGAAGCAUUGCCAAGAAUGAGUUGCUUGCUGUGGAAGUCAGUCACUUUCCUAAACCUGGUUUGGGCUGUUGGAGGACAAUUAAGUGGAGACCUGAGGCUGGUAGGCAAUUCAGGUCAAACAGGAGGUUCCUCUGGCAGACUGGAGGUCUACUACAGUGGACAAUGGGGGACAGUGUGUCAGGACAGCUUUGGCCCAAAUGAUGCAGGAGUGGCUUGUCGUCAACUAGGGUUCUCAACCUACGCUCAUUACGGAACAGUUGGAACGCUAGGUUUCUCCCAACCUUCAUCAUUUACUCGGACAUGGCUGGACGAUCUUCGUUGCUUAGGAACUGAGAGCAGACUCAUUAAUUGCCCUGCUAAUACUCUCAUUGGCAAAGUUGAAGAUUGCUCCCAUUCAGAAGAUGUGGCCUUGAUCUGCACUGGAAGUACUGCAGUCCCUUCAAGUGGAGACCUGAGGCUGGUAGACAGCUUUGGCCAAACAGGAGGCUCCUCUGGCAGACUGGAGAUCUAUUACAGUGGAGAAUGGGGGACAGUGUGUAAUGACAGCUUUGGUAUAGAUGAGGCAGUGGUGGCUUGUCGUCAACUAGGGUUCUCAACCUACACUCGAUACGGAACAGUUGGAGCGCUAGGUUUUUCACAAACUUCAUCAACCAUUCGGACAUGGCUGGACGAGCUUCGUUGCUCAGGAAGUGAGAACAGACUCAUUGAUUGUCCUUCUAACCCUAUUGGAGUUGAAGAUUGCAGCCAUUCAGAAGAUGUAGCCUUGAUCUGCACUGGAAGAACUGCAAGCCCUUCAAGUGGAGACCUGAGGCUGGUAGGCAGCUUUAGUCUAACUGGAGGCUCCUCUGGCAGACUGGAGAUCUAUUACAGUGGACAAUGGGGGACAGUGUGUCAGGACAGCUUCGGCUCAAAUGAUGCAAGAGUGGCUUGUCGUCAACUAGGGUUCUCAACCUACACUCGAUACGGAACAGUUGGAACACUAGGUUUUUCCCAAGCUUCAUCAACCACGCGGACAUGGCUGGAUGAGCUUCGUUGCUCAGGAAUUGAGAGCAAACUCAUUGAUUGUUUUGCUAACCCUAUUGGAGAUGAAGAUUGCAGCCAUUCAGAAGAUGUGGCCUUGUUCUGUACUGCAGGUUUAUUAAUAUCCGGCAACACGAUCGCUCUUAUAGUGACUAUUCCUAUUCCGAUCAUCAUCAUCACAGUUUUGAUUGUCUUCUUGGUCCGUAGUUUAAUAAGGAGAAGACGUCGUCUGGCUCUCUACGCACGCAGUACUCCCCUAAUCAAUAAUGCUGCGUCGACAGAUGUAGUCACUGCGUCAAAUACACAAGAUCCAGCCUAUCCCAUGCAGCAACCCACGGAUCAAACUCCUCCCUAUUCCCCACAAACCCCCCCUCAAAAUAUGCAACCAGUGGCUGUCUACCCGACUGGACAAUAUGCCGACCCUCAGUAUCACACGUCCUACCCUCAGCAACCCCCAGCCCCUGAUUCCACUGGACAACCACCCCCUGCUCAGUACCACACUGGACAACCACCCCUUGCUGUUCAGCAAUACCCCACUAGACAACCACCCUCUGCUCAGUACCCCGCUGGACAACCACCUCUUGCUCAGUACCCCGCUGGACAACCACCCCCUGCUCAGUACCCCACUGGACAACCACCCCCUGCUCAGCACCCCACUGGACAACCACCCCCUGCUCAGCAACCCGCUGGACAACCACCCCCUGCUCAGCACCCCGCUGGACAACCACCCCCUGCUCAGCACCCCACUGGACAACCACCCCCUGCUCAGUGCCCCACUGGACAACCACCCCCUGCUCAGCAACCCGCUGGACAACCACCCCCUGCUCAGCACCCCGCUGGACAACCACCCCCUGCUCAGCACCCCACUGGACAACCACCCCCUGCUCAGUGCCCCACUGGACAACCACCCCCUGCUCAGUACCCCACUGGACAACCACCCCCUGCUCAGCACCCCACUGGACAACCACCCCCUGCUCAGUGCCCCACUGGACAACCACCCCCUGCUCAGUACCCCACUGAGUAACCACCUUCUGCUCAGUACUUGCCUCCAGCAUAUCGGGACUAAGUUCAUGCAUGUAUAUGGGGACUACCCACCGCACAAGUAGAGAAUCGACUUUAGCUGAUAGUGAUAUAUAUGCUGAUAGUGUAGUGUCUGCAUGCUGUAUAAGAUGUAUAGAUAGAUCUAUAACAAAUGCUAACCACAUCGCUACACUGUAUAUGCACUUUUUUUUACUUAUAACACGUUCUGCUUGCUUG
This is a messenger RNA of Halichondria panicea, 2344 nucleotides long. RefSeq names its product soluble scavenger receptor cysteine-rich domain-containing protein SSC5D-like. The transcript is spliced from 8 exons. Gene Ontology annotation, cellular component: membrane. NCBI's taxonomy places the organism in Eukaryota, Metazoa, Porifera, Demospongiae, Suberitida, Halichondriidae. The coding region runs from base 84 to 2111 and encodes 675 amino acids. The record is from RefSeq and is a predicted model, not a curated record.